AGUUACCGGGACGCGGCUGGUCACUGCGCAGAGGACUUGAGGAGGCUCAAAAGCACUGUAGUUUUGACCCCAGCUCACUGACACUGGCCUGUUUGAUUUAAGAUAAGGUUAAGUUUGCCGUGGUGCUCAGGCCCAUGCAGAGCCCUUUCCUCAUUUCCCCAGCCAGCAUUAAGCACGUUUUAAGGUUUCCUCUACAUGACAAAGAAAGACUUGAAAAGUGGUUAAAGAAUAUGAAACGAGAUUCUUGGGUUCCCAGUAAAUACCAGUUCCUGUGUAGUGACCAUUUUACUCCUGACUCUCUUGACAUCAGAUGGGGUAUCCGUUACUUAAAGCAAACUGCAAUUCCAACAAUAUUUUCUGAGCCUGAAGACUCUCAGGGAAAAGACACAUCUAAAAAAAAAUCUCAGAAGAAAAAAUUGGCAGUUGAUAAAGAAGUAUGCCUAAAAACUAACUCUGAAGAAUCAUUUGCAUCAAAUGAAACAAAGAAAAAUACAGGUAGCUUAGAUGUGCUCCAGGAGCAUGGAGAAUUGCUUGAUUCAUCUGCCCUGGAGAAGCCAUCAGCUCCUAAAGCAGAAAGUAUACAAAAUAACAUAUUAACUCUGAAACAAGAUACCUUGGAAACAUCAAUAAAUCAAGAUUUAAGUGUAAUUGGGUUUUGUACAUCUUCUGAGAAUCUAAAUUCUACAGCUAUUACUUUGACAACUUCAAAUUCAGAAGAUAUCAUUACCAAUCAUCUUCCUAAUCCAAAUUUCAUAAAUAAGUCCAUGGAAACCAGAUCAAGACAGGGAAAUCAAUUUUUCUUCAGCACAGUUGAAGAAGUAAACACAAAUAUAGAAUCUGUUAUUGCUAUUUUUAUACCCACAGAAAUUUCUAAACCUGCAGUUAAUUCUUUCAUAUCAACCUCAAGGGAAACUAGAGAAAUGGAAUUCACAGACAUCAUCGAGGACUCAUUAUAUAAGGAAGUAGAUCACAGUGCAGAAGUUUUACAAAUUGAACAUUCUUAUUGCAGACAAGAUGUGAAUAAGGAACAUCUUUGGUAAAAAGUCUCUAACCUACAUUCAGAGAUAACUUUUUGAACUACAAGAACAAACUCUAAGAAGAUUGAAGUCUUUGGAAGCUCUGAUAAGCCAGCUAAAGCAGGAAAACUGGCUAUCUGAAGAAAAUCUUAAGAUUAUAGAAAACCAUUUCACAACAUACCAAGUCACUAUGAUAUGAAGAAGUUUUUAAGACUGAUUUUUUUUUUUUUUUUUUUUUUGGUCUUUUUGAGACAGGGUCUCCCUGUAGCCCCAGCUGUCCUGGAACUUACUUUGUAGACCAGACUGGCCUUGAACUCACAGAGAUCCGCCUACCUCUGGCUCCCAGUGCUGGGAUUAAAGGUGUGCGCUACCACGCCUGGCUAAGACUGAUUUUUUUAUAAGCUUUUUCCAGCUAAACCAAAUCACAUAUUAAAUGGACUUUUUCCUGUAGAUAAAGUUCUUAAUGAACCUAUAGAACACUCUAAUGUUGUGAACAGCAUCCUAUUCUAAGCUUAUUAUACUAGAAGACUUGCUGGGCUGCAAAAACAGUUUUAUUACUUGAUAAUUUUCCUAUUAUCGUUAAAACAGUAAGGUUUAGUUAUUAAAUGAUGGAACAAAUAGUCUAAACUGCCCAGACUAGAUCAGUCCUGGUUCUACCACUGACAUAUAACCUGAACAGUCUACUUAUCUUGAACCCCAGAGAGCUGAGGAUGUAGUUCAGUGAUAAGCACUUGCCUAGUUUGUGCAAGGCCUUGGAUUCAAUCCCCAGUACUGGGGGCAGGAGGAGAGCCUCAAUCUUUAAUCUGUAAAAUAAGGGCACUUACAGCCAGUUAUGGUGGUGCACACCUUUAAUCCCAGCACUUGGGAGGCAGAGACAGGUGGAUCUUUGAGAGUUUGAGGCCAGCCUGGUCUACAUAGCACGCUCCAGGCUAUCUGGGGCUACAGGGAGACCCUGUCUCAAAAAGACAAAAAAAUAAAAAUAAGAGCACUUACUAUAAUUAAUAAUCUGUUUCUUUGUAAUUUCUUCCCUUUCUAUUAAGAUACUUAGAACAUAUUUUCUAUAAGAUGAUAUAUACCUACAUAAUAGAAAAAGUUGACUAGAAUUUAAUAUUAGAUUACCUUCAAUACCUUUCUUGUGUUGUUUAACCACUUGGCUAUAGUUAUAUAUCUAUAAUAUAAAGGAAAAUGCCACUAGAAUUUAUUCAGUGGCAUUAAUAUAAAUAUUCUAAUUUAUUCCAUUAGAAUUUUAUUUCAGUAGAACUCAGCUGUUAAGAGAGAUUCUUUAAAUUUGAAAGAACAUGUAUUUCUGUAGUUUAUAUAUAUAUAGCUGGCCAUAAUAAUGCAAUUAUUAAGUUUCUUAGCAUGCUAUAUUUAUAAAAUUCUAUUUAUAAACCAAAAACUUGACCCUAAUGAGAUUAAUCUUAAAUAUAAUAUUUUAGAAAUUAUAGUUUGUAUCUAUUUCUUAAUAUGUAUGAGUUUUUUUUAAUGUGUGCCUGUCACUUUUAUAUCCAAAAGAAUAGUGUAUAAUACUAAAAAUUAUACAUUCCUUCCUAUGUAUAUUUUAGUGAAGUUUAUAGGGAAGAAAUUAUAGAUAAGUAAUGAUGACUUCAGCCAAAGAGAAUUGGUUGUGAUAUAAAUUAAACUGUCAUUUGUAUCCAUAUUGAAUUUCAGAGAAACAAAUGUUAAGCAAAAACUGUGGUAAAGCAGGAAUGUGAACAGAUGACAGGGUCCCUGAAAAUGGCGGUCAGUACAGCUGAAUAUGUUACUGCCUGUGGUAUUGAGCAACUUCCUGUCAUGUUCUUAGCUUCCUUCUUUGUUAAAUGAAAAACAGUAUUAUUUCAAAGGAUGGUUUACAAAUUCUAUAAUGUAACAAACGUGUGGGGACCCAGUAAAUAGGAGGUGCUCAAUACAUAUUAGUUCCUUCUGAAUCACAAACAAUUGUUUUGUAAAUGGAUGGUGAUUAUCUUUAAUAAUAUUUUACUUUGUUUCUUCAAGAUAAUUAAUUUGUAUUUUUGGGCUAAUGUACAAAUGCUAGAGUGUUUGGGAAAACACUUGAAGUUAAGUAUCCCCAUGUUACAUUUUGCUAAUACAUAAUUUAAAAUUAGUACUGCAAAUGAAAAUAACCUUAUUUGGAAGUGAAAAGUCAUACUAAAUUCCUAUUCAUUUGAACUUACAAAAUUUUCAGGAAUAACAUAUUAUCUAACUGUGUUUCUUUAAGAUUAAUAGACUAAAAUAACUAAGAUAUUUUCUUGGUUUUGUUCUAAUCAACUGAGGAUGUACUUAACUUAACCUAAUUAAUCUCUAAGUUAUAUUUGCAGAUUCUGGCCUGCUUCUUUUCUUCCUUGGACUACUAUAGGAACCUCUUAAUUAAUCUUGCCCAUAUUCUUAACCACCCUACAGUUAUAAACCAUAGACUAAAUAACUCUCAUUCACCCACCACUUAGUUUUCUAGCUUAAAAAUCUCAAAUUACUUUAUAUUGCUUACAAAAUGAAGCCAAAUGUGUUUUGUCUGUGAUCUGUGAUUACAUUCAACCUGUAUUCUACCCACUCUAGAUUUCUUGGCACUUCCUAAACAUACUAGACAGAUGUCCAUCUCUGUGUCUACUUUUUUUAUUCCCUAACCUCAGUGAGUCUGUUCAAAAAAUACUUGGUUUAAACCGGGCGUGGUGGUGCACGCUUUUACACUCGGGAGGCAAAGGCAGGUAGAUUUCUGUGAGUUCAAGGCCAGCCUGGUCUACAUAGUGAGUUCCAGGACAGCUGGGGCUACAGGGAGACCCUGUCUCAAAAAGACAAAAAACAAAACAAAACAAACAAACAAAAAAAACUUAGUUUGUUGAGAUUUUAUCACUGUUUUUCAGUCAGAAUUGUCUCUUGUCUACUUGUACAGGUCUUUUGGUUUUGGGGCCCCAGAUGUUUGUUUUUUUUGUUGAGACAGAGUCUUAUUAUGUAGCCCAGAAUAGCCUCAAACUUGGCAGUCCUUCUGCCUCAACCUCCUCAGUGCUGGCAUUAGAGAUAGGCAUGUACCACAUCCUAGCCUAGGCUUUGUUUUGUAACAGUCUCAACAGAAAUUUAUCUUGUGUUCUUUUUACAUCAUCAUUUCUUGUCGUAGCUCCCUCUUUCACUAGACUGUAGGCUUUUUGAGAAUUUUUUUGUUUUGUUUUGUUGUUGUUUUCUCCUGUAUGUUCUUCUGUAAUGUGAUUUUGCUGUACCUCUAUCAAGAGAUGGAGUUAUUUCUUCUUGAAUCUCGGUAGGUUCUGUGACUGAUCUGACCUGUAGAAUAUUGACACUGACAGUUUAAAAUUUGGCCUUUCAUUGGCCUGGUAUCUUACAUAGGUUUUAGAACACUUCUUCUGAGAUGGCCAGGUGCUGUGGAAAGUGAUCCCCAUGAGAUCAUGCUGGAAAACCCCAUGUCACACAAGCUCUGAAGACUGAGACAACUCAUCCAUAAGUAUCAGCUGCUCUGAAUGACAUCAGUGCAGCAGAGACAAAUCAUCUACCUGCGUACUCUCACAUUCCUUUACAAAACUGAGCACAGCUUGUUUUAAACUGAUAAUUUUGAAAUGAAGAUAACCAAACUAUUCCUUGUCUGUCACCUCCUUCCUGACUGUGCUACUGUUGACCGUUUCUCCUGUAAAAUAACAUUGCUCUUCUUUUGUUCUUAUUUCCCUAAACUCCAUUCCUACUUGAACUCAAAUAUCAUUUUUGCUUUUCUAUUCUUAACAUCCAAACAACUAACUGCAGGAAAUGAUAGAAGUGAGCAGACGAUUCUAAACCCCUCAGAUGGCAGUGUUAACUUUCUCUCCAUUAAAUUCAUAACUCUACUCCAAUUCCUCAUACUCUUCUUUCUGCCCCCAUCUGCUAUCCCAAAAUCUUAUCACAUGCUUCAUAGAGAAAACCAUAAACAUGGACCGAAUUGUGGCCUCUCCAAAUUCCUGUUUUGAAGCACUAAUCUCCAGCUUGCCUGUAUUUGAAGAUGGGGCCUUUAAAGAAGUAAAGUCAAAUGAGGAUGUGGGUGGGGUCCUGAUACAUAGGAUUAGUGUAUUCAUGAGCAGGACCAGAUAGAUGCUCUCUCUCCCAUGUUGGGGACACAGCAAAAAAGCAUUCUUAUGGAAGCCGUGGAGACCUCCUGAGAACCCCAUCAUGUGAGCUUGUACUUCUAGCCUCCAAAUAAUGAGAAAGUAAUUUCUGUUGAAGCCACUCAGUCUGGUAUUUUGUUGUGGCAGCCCAAGCUUAAGAUUUCCAUUAUUCUAACUAAUACACAAUAGUCUAAGCUAAUUCAGCUAUAUAAUUCAAAACAGCUUUUACACAGUAUUUAAAAUCUAGUGGCAUUAACAUGAAUACCUAAACAGCAUUUCAAAGAUCAAAAAUUCUUCCCUUGUAAAAAGUUUAACAAGGUACUGCUUAAUUUUAAAAUGCACAAUAAUCUGUUGCAGAUACUACUAUGUCCAUAAAAUGUGAUGUAUGUCUCAUAUAUAGUUAAAAACAUACUGAUUUAGGAUAACCCAUUACCUAUGAGGAGGCAAGAAGAGAGGUUAUAGUUGAGUUUAUGUUUAUCUUUUAAAUAAUUACAUUAAUAUAUUUAAUAGAUAUCUGUCUUACUGCUCUGUUUAAAUCUUCAGAUUUAAAUCUUACAUAUUUUAAUUAAAAUGAAAAAGGGUAUGUGAGCUUUUUAAUUAACUAUGAUGGUCAUCUAUGCUUAAACUUCAUCCUAAUAGCUUUGUAAUAACUAUUCUCUUAUUUAAGGAGAAGGGGGUGGAGAAUAUUACACUCAAGUGAAGUAAAGUAUUGUGGUAUUCAGAGUAAUGAUCUCCUCCCACCAAGAAGUCCACAGCCUGAUCUCCAGGAUCAAUGAAUGUCAUAUGGCUGAAGGUAUUCUCCAGAUGCAGUUAAGGCCACAGACCUUUAGGUGGGAAUUAUUAUUCCAGAUUAUCUGGGUGGACCCAAUCUGAUAUUUGAAUUGCUAUAAGUGGCAUGAUGACUAAUAUGGUCAGCUUCAGAGGUGCUAGAAUGACCUUAGAGAUAAGCCUUGGGGCAUAUCUAUGAGGGAGUUUCUAGAUUAGGUUAAUUGAGGUGGGAAGUUGCCCCCUAGGUGUGGGGGUGGCACCAUUUCACAAGCAAGGUCCAAACUGAAUUAAAAGUGAGGGGGCUGAAGAGAUGGCUCAGGAGUUAACACUGGCUGCUCUUGCAGAGGACAUAGGUUCAUGAUCCCAGCACCCAUAUGGCAGCUAACAACCAUCUCUAACUC
Messenger RNA from Nannospalax galili (Upper Galilee mountains blind mole rat), 6261 nucleotides. It is a transcript of the gene Thap5, whose product is annotated as THAP domain containing 5. The record is from RefSeq and is a predicted model, not a curated record. NCBI's taxonomy places the organism in Eukaryota, Metazoa, Chordata, Mammalia, Rodentia, Spalacidae. Gene Ontology annotation, cellular component: nucleus. The coding region runs from base 135 to 1040 and encodes 301 amino acids. The transcript is spliced from 3 exons.